CGCAUCGUCAGCAUCAGUUUGAAGUCAAAUCUGACAGCCGCUGCCUUUCCCGGUCCUUUAACGGUCUCUUUUACUCUCUGGUGGUCAUCCCGCCUCGUUUAAGAGUUCAGUCGGGACUGUGGGACCGCAUCUGAUCGCUGUCUUCAACUUGGGGCGAAGAAAGACACGGGAAACUCCUCGGGAUUCUCCAUACACCGUGCGCUGAUCUGGAUAUUGUGUUUGAAGUGCUGAAGUGCUUCUUAAGGAGAAUUCUGGGGAGAUUUCUUACUCUUUCAUUCCUCAAGGAUGAAGCAGCGCAGUGUGUCUGUGCACUGAAACAGCUCCCACUUUCAAACUUCAUGUGACAGGAUGAACCAUGAGCAAAGGUUGUGAGAGCCUGUUUCUAUUGUCCUGUUGUACAGUGAGGCAGUGAGCUCACGGCUGAUACAGCAUGCAUGUGUCGACAUAUCCCAUGAUGCACUCCUGUCCAGGCCUGCUCCUCCUCAGCUUCCUCUUCCUCGCUGAUGCUGACACACCUCCUAGAUUCACACGAACCCCAGAGGACCAGACAGGAGUCCAGGGGGGAGUCGCUUCCUUUGUGUGCCAGGCCACAGGAGAUCCACAGCCCAAGAUUGUCUGGAACAAGAAAGGCAAAAAAGUCAGCAACCAGCGAUUUGAGGUUAUAGAGUUUGAUGAUGGAUCCGGCUCAGUCCUGAGGAUCCAGCCGCUGAGGACCCCCAGAGACGAGGCAGUUUAUGAAUGUCACGCCUCCAGCUCUGCAGGAGAGAUUACUGCCACUGCCAGACUCACUGUGUUACGAGAGGAUCAGCUGCCCUCAGGGUUUCCCACCAUUGACAUGGGUCCCCAGCUGAAAGUGGUGGAGCGUUCUCGGACUGCCACUAUGCUAUGCGCCGCUAGCGGCAACCCUGACCCAGAAAUUACCUGGUUCAAGGAUUUCCUCCCAGUCAACACGUCCAAUAACAAUGGAAGAAUCAAGCAGCUCCGCUCAGAGUCCUUUGGUGGCACGCCCAUACGAGGUGCCCUCCAGAUAGAGAUGAGUGAGGAGUCAGACCAGGGGAAGUAUGAGUGUGUCGCUACCAACAGGGAUGGGACACGUUAUUCCACCCCAGCUAACCUUUAUGUAAGAGAGCUGCGAGAAGUGCGCCGUGUCCCCCCUCGCUUUUCCAUUCCUCCGGCGGAUAGCGAAAUCAUGCCAGGAGGGAACGUCAACAUCACCUGCGUGGCGGUAGGCUCACCCAUGCCAUAUGUGAAAUGGAUGCUGGGAGCAGAAGACCUGACGCCAGAGGACGACAUGCCCAUUGGCCGCAAUGUACUGGAACUGACUGACGUACGCCAGUCCAACAAUUACACGUGCGUUGCCAUGUCAACGUUAGGUGUGAUUGAGGCAGUGGCACAGAUUAUAGUUAAAGCUUUGCCAAAGGCUCCUGGCACCCCUGUGGUGACAGAGAGAACUGCAACAAGCAUCACUCUCACCUGGGAUUCUGGAAACCCUGAACCCGUCUCCUACUAUAUCAUACAGCAUCGCGCCAAAGGCUCAGAGGACCCCUAUAAAGAGAUUGAUGGCAUUGCUACAACACGCUAUAGUGUGGGCGGCCUGAGUCCUUACUCUCACUAUGACUUUCGGGUGGCAGCUGUCAACACCAUUGGUCAGGGCCCCUCCAGCGAGGUGGUGGAGGCUCGCACAGCUGAGCAGGCCCCCUCCUCGCCUCCUCGCCAGGUCAUAGGUCGGAUGCUGAGCGCCACAACAGCAAUGAUCCACUGGGAUGAGCCUGAGGAACCUAAUGGACAGGUGGUCGGUUACAGAGUGUACUACACCUCUGACAAUUCGCUGCCAGUCAACCAGUGGGAGAAGCAGAUGGUCCGUGGAUCCAGCUUCAUCACCAUCCAGGAUUUGACUCCUAACAAGACUUAUUACAUCCGAGUGCUGGCCUUUACCUCUGUAGGAGAUGGCCCCUUGUCCCAGGACCUGCAGAUCAUAGCCAAGACUGGAGUUCCUUCUCAACCAUUAGAUUUUAAGGGUGAGGCAAAAUCUGAAACCAGUAUCCUGUUGUCCUGGGUGGCUCCAACGACCCAGGGUGGCCCAGAUAACCAGAUUACAGGAUAUGAACUUGUUUACCGACGAGCUGACGACACAGAAGAGAAAAAAGUGAGCUUUGAGCCCGCCACAUCCUACCUGCUCAAGAACUUGAAGCCCUUUUCCACCUACACCUUCCAGCUAGCUGCCAAAAGCAAAAAUGGAAUUGGGGCAUAUACCAAUGAAGUGUCCAUUGACACACCACAGACACUUCCUUCAGCACCUCCCCAGGACAUCAAAUGCACCAGUCCCAGUUCUACCAGCGUCCUGGUAAGUUGGGCACCACCACCUGUGGAGUUUCAGAACGGCAUCAUUACAGGAUACUCCAUCCAGUAUGCCACUACAGAGGGCAACAAAACAUCAAAAAGAAUUGAUGGAAUUUCUCCGGAAAGUUCUCCGUAUCUCCUGGAAAACCUAGAGAAAUGGACUGAGUACGGCAUAACCGUGAGGGCACAGACAGAAGCUGGGGAUGGACCAGAAAGUUUACAGCUGCUUAUCCGCACUGAGGAAGAUGUUCCAAGUGGUCCUCCGCGAGGGGUGGAGGCAGAAACUGUGAACGCCUCGGCUGUUAGGGUGAAAUGGCGAGCCCCUGCACCUGAAAGACAGCACGGUCUGAUCCGAGGCUACCAAGUCCAUUAUGUGAGGAUGAACUACGGAGAACCUCAGGGUCAGCCCUUCAUCAAGGACAUCCUUAUAGAUGACUCACAGUGGGAAUACGAUGACUCAACAGUAUAUGAAGUGGUGCUUGGGGACCUGAAGGCAGAUACUGCCUACUCUGUAUCAGUAGGGGCUUACACUGCCAAGGGCGAUGGCGCUCGCAGCAAACCUGUUACUGUGUGCACCGCCCCGCCAUUGCCCGAGAAGCCCAAACUGCAAGUGAGUGCCACUGACUCAGGUACGGCCCUGCUUCAGUGGUACCCCCCUCCCAGUCCACCCACCCCGCUCCUGGGGUACCGCCUCACCUUCGGCCGCGUUGACGUUCUUCCCUUUACAGUGGUUGAGUUUCCCCCCAAGGAAAACCGCUACACUGCCCAGGAUAUCCACAAGGGUGCUAACUAUGUGUUCAGACUGUCAGCCCGCAACAAGAUGGGCUAUGGAGAAGAGGCUGUAAAAGAGGUGACUACUCCAGAAGACGUCCCGAGUGGAUAUCCAGAAAAUAUUAUCUCAGAAGAGGCGUCUGCCACCUCGCUUCGGCUGGCGUGGAAAACAGUCCCGCUGAUCGAGCAAAAUGGGAAAAUUUUGAAGUACUCGGUGCUAUACAAGGAUAUAAACAGUCGGGGAAACGCUACAGAGGUUGUGGUGCCCACUCAAAGGUCGAGUGUUUUGUUGGAGGGUCUGAGUGCCGAUACUGUGUAUGAUGUCAGGGUGUGUGCGUUCACAGCUGUCGGUCCUGGGCCUUACAGCCCCAGUGUCCAAUUUAGGACCCAACGGCUAGACCAAGUUUUUGCCACCAAUUUCAGAGUAAAAGCAUCCAUGAAGAACUCUGUCCUUCUGUCCUGGGAGAUCCGAGACAAGAACCCUGCCCAGCCGUUCACUAUCCUGUACGGGAAGGGCCAGUCUGUGGAAGUGGACGGCAAACAAACUCAGAAGCUGAUCACUGGUUUGGAGCCAGACACUCAGUACUCUUUUCUGCUAACCAACCGAGCCAACAGCGCUGGGGGCCUGCAGCACCGUGUCACUACUACCACCGCUCCAGACAUCCUGAAAACCAAACCUAUUGUAGUGGGAAAGACUAAUGCAGAUGGCAUGGUGACUGUGCAGCUACCGACUGUACAGACCACAGCUAAAGUCAGGGGUUAUUUUGUGGUGGUGGUGCCGCUGAAGAAGCAGAGAGGGGGGAAAUUCUUGAAUCCUUGGGAGGACCCUGACCAAAUGAACCUAGAUGAGCUCCUCAGAGAGAUCAACAGAACCAGCGUCAGCCGAGCCCUUCGCAUCCGCAGACAGGCUAGCCAGUCAGAUCCCAGGGCCUAUGUCACAGCUCACUUCAAGACUCUGCCCCUUGAAUUCACAUUAGGGGACGGCCGAAACUACGGCGACUUUCGCAACCGUCCACUGCAGAACGGACAAGAAUAUGUUUUCUUUGUGCUGGCACUGCUCGACCUCUCCGAGAAUACUAUGUAUUCAACCAGCCCUUACUCUGAUCCUGUGACAUCAUCAUAUGUGGAUCCUCAGCCAAUUGUUGAUGAGGAGGAGGGUCUUUUGUGGGUGGUGGGGCCUGUGCUGGCUGUGAUCUUCAUUGUCUGCAUCGUCAUUGCCAUUCUCCUCUUCAAGAGCAAACCUGACAGGAAAAGAGCCGAGGCUGAAGGAAGAAAGGGCAGUUUUCCCUGCAGCAAAGCGAUGUCCUCCCACCAUCCCACUGAUCCUGUGGAGCUACGCAGAAUCAACUUCCAGACUCCAGCCUACCGUGUAUCAGUGUACCGCGGUUAUCGGCGUCUGUCAAGCAUGGCAAGUCACCCGCCCGUCCCCAUCUCUGAGCUGGCAGAUCACAUUGAGCGCCUCAAGGCAAAUGACAAUCUCAAGUUCUCUCAAGAGUACGAGUCAGUCGAUCCUGGUCAACAGUUCACGUGGGAGAACUCCAACUUGGAGGUCAACAAACCAAAGAACCGCUACGCGAACGUCAUUGCCUACGAUCACUCCAGAGUUAUACUCUCCAGCAUCGAGGGUGUCCCGGGCAGUGACUACAUCAACGCUAACUAUAUUGAUGGCUACCGCCGUCAGAAUGCCUAUAUUGCCACUCAGGGCGCCCUUCCCGAGACCUUCGGGGACUUCUGGAGGAUGGUCUGGGAGCAGCACACAGCCAACAUCAUCAUGAUGACCAAGCUGGAAGAGAAAUCACGGGUGAAGUGCGAUCAGUACUGGCCAACACGUGGCACAGAGACCUACGGCCUGAUCCAGGUCACUCUGCUUGACACGGUGGAGCUGGCCACCUACUCUGUCAGGACCUUCGCUCUUUACAAGAGCGGCUCAAAUGAGAAGCGUGAAGUCCGUCACUUCCAGUUUACAGCCUGGCCAGACCACGGGGUGCCUGAACAUCCCACCCCCUUCCUGGCCUUCCUUCGCCGGGUCAAGGCCUGCAAUCCUCCAGAUGCGGGACCCAUGGUUGUCCAUUGCAGUGCUGGAGUGGGCCGCACUGGCUGUUUCAUCGUGAUCGAUGCCAUGACAGAGCGAAUCAAGCAUGAGAAGACCAUCGACAUCUACGGUCAUGUCACGCUGAUGCGCUCCCAGAGGAACUACAUGGUGCAGACGGAAGACCAGUACAUCUUCAUCCACGAUGCACUGCUGGAGGCGGUGACCUGCGGGAACACCGAAGUCCCGGCGAGGAACUUGUACUCCUACAUCCAGAGGCUGACGCAGAUUGAACCAGGAGAAAAUGUCACCGGCAUGGAGCUGGAGUUCAAGCGUCUGGCCAGUGCCAAGGCCCACACAUCACGGUUUGUGAGUGCCAAUCUGCCGUGCAACAAGUUCAAAAACCGGCUGGUGAACAUCAUGCCCUACGAGACCACGCGUGUGUGUCUGCAGCCAAUCAGAGGAGUGGAAGGAUCCGACUACAUCAAUGCCAGCUUCAUUGAUGGAUACAGGCAGCAGAAGGCCUAUAUAGCAACCCAGGGCCCACUGGCUGAGACCACAGAGGACUACUGGAGGAUGCUGUGGGAACAUAACUCCACCAUUGUUGUCAUGCUAACCAAACUGAGAGAAAUGGGACGGGAGAAGUGUCACCAGUACUGGCCUGCAGAGCGCUCAGCCAGGUACCAGUACUUUGUGGUGGAUCCUAUGGCUGAGUACAACAUGCCCCAGUACAUCUUGAGAGAGUUCAAAGUCACUGAUGCCAGGGAUGGCCAGUCACGGACAGUUCGUCAGUUCCAGUUCACAGACUGGCCCGAGCAAGGAGUGCCAAAGUCAGGAGAAGGAUUUAUUGAUUUUAUUGGCCAAGUGCAUAAAACUAAAGAACAGUUUGGCCAGGACGGGCCAAUUACUGUGCACUGCAGUGCUGGUGUAGGAAGGACCGGUGUGUUCAUCACCCUCAGCAUCGUGCUAGAGAGGAUGAGGUACGAGGGAGUGGUGGAUAUCUUCCAGACUGUCAAGAUGCUGCGCACCCAGAGACCAGCCACCGUUCAGACAGAGGACCAGUACCAGUUCUGCUACCGCGCCAGUCUGGAGUACCUGGGAAGCUUUGAUCACUAUGCAACAUAAACCCAGUGGCUGUCGAUCAUGCGCACGUUCAACCGAGUGCAUUUUUCUCAUGUUAUGCACAGCCAGAAUAAAUGCACUAGGUUGCGAUGUGCAGGUAUGAAGACUUUGCCACUGCAUGCAGAGUGAAGGGGGACCAUCGGCUUAUCCGUACCCAGAAACAGCACCUCUAACUGAGCCAUAGCAACCUGCUUGACAAGGGUGUUUUCCUGCCACCCUCAGCCCAAACACACCCAUUGGUCAGUCUGAAGCAGCAACUUCAACCACUGUUCCAAUCAGAAUACUUGAUCAAAUAUAGAUUUUUUUUUUUAUUCCUUUCAGUGCUUUUCCGAGCACCCGAAUUGCGUUUUUUGUUGUUUGGGUGUGGAACUCUCACCUCGUCCACCACCAGUGUAGCAUCACCAACCUAAAUACGGGACCCAGCUACAGCAUUUUUUUCUGUCACAGGAAAUUUCGAUUUUUCUAUCUGGAGGACAGUUCAGAAGGAGACUACAAAUCCAUCUUAUGGAAACCUUGUGGACAAGAAAGAACUGGGAUAUCAAGCACCAGAGAAUUGCCAACAGGAGCCUGAAAACACAGAGCACACAGUAUUAAAAAGACCAAGAACACGCAACUUAAAAAAAAAAAAGACACAAGUGUGGGUUAGUUUUUUUCUCUUAUUUUGGAAACAGACUCUUGUUUCCUGUGAAUGAAAAAGAAGACAUUUCUACCAUACAGUAAUAAACACCACCAGUUCAACCUUAUGCUUCACGAUUUAAGAUAAGGGAAGGUUUACUGAGGUCUAAAAAUGCAUACCGCAAAGUAAAACAUUAAUUUAGUUUUCUAGAAAAAUAUGUGACUAUAUUGUUUUUUAAAAAACUGGAUAUUCCAUAUGGCACGUUCUGUUUUUUCAUUCUUAUAGGUUUAUGAUUUUGUCACCAUUGAGCAUACAUGGGCAAAGUUACAUUUUUUUUUUGUGUAAUCCAAUGAGCUGUAGCCAUUUUCUUUUUUUUUGUUAAAGUGAUACGGUACUGUUUUAAAGUGUACAAUCAAAUCUAGUGUGGAAAAUGUUCACAGUUCUAUGAAAAAAAUUGAGUGUCACUUUCCUGUAUUCUCCACCCACACGUUUCGCAUGCACACAGGACUCUCAACCUCAUUACUGUCUCACUUGCGACGUUUAAAGACGCGAAGACGGUAAUUUCUCAAUUCCCGAGGGCCCGCCAGGGUACAGUAUUAACAGUGCUGCUACCAGAAAGUCCCGAGAAUAAUCCCGCCACGUUGUUCUGCGCGUAGGCCAAAAGAAAGCCGGGCGGACCACGAGUGAAGCUAGUAAGCGCUGAGAGCAGACGAAAUAUUAGGUGUCCAAAUAAGCUUCACUAAGAUUUACUAAGUAGAAAGCGAGAUGAGCGAGCAGGAAAGGGGUGGGAAAAGGAGAACAAUUUUCUUACUGGAAUGCUCACCGUUGACUUUUCUCUGUGUCUGAUUCAGUGUGCAAUAAGUAGAUGUAUUAUAUAUUUUUGUGUCAAGUCACUAACUGCAGUUAUAUGCCAUGAUGAUGAUGACGGUGAUGAUGACGACGAUAAUACUGAUGAUGGUGCAUCAUUUUCCAGACACAAGGAUGUUACACUUGAUGUUCCCUCCACCAUUUAAAAGUGUUAGAGAAAUAACCUCUGACCUCUUAGGAAGUCGAUUUUUUUUUUUUUUUAAUCAAGUCACAUGUCCAGUAGAUGAUGUCAUCCUUCUUUGUGUCACGGCGAGCAACGAAUGAUCGAAGUCAUAUUACAAACUGCAUCUAAUAAGUAUUUUAAUUUUAGAUUUCUAGUGCCUUAUAUUACACGCCUAUUUUGAUAAAGUUACUUUAAAGGGUUUUUGUGUAUUUUAUGUAUGCUUGUCUGCGUGUGUGAACCGAAUGUGUGUGUGCGUUUUUGUUAUGUUACAGUAUGUGAAAAAGUAUUUUGUGGGAUUUUUGUUUUGUUUUGUUUUGUUCUUUUUUUGUUCUUUGUUGUUGUUUUGUUGUUUUUGGCUGUGAAAUUUUGAAUGGAAGGGUUUGUGUAGGCUGGACAGUUGUAGUCACAUUUUAAACCCAGCAACUGCAUCAUCAUAUCUCUUUUCAUUCAAAAGAAAAAAAGCAUAUGUUACAAGAGACUCAACUGCAGAAAAAUGUGGUUUUAAAGUAGGUUAUUAGCAAGACAGACUGAUCAUUUUUUAAGGUUCUACGUCAAGCUUUCCAUCUUUUCCUCACAGGACACUUACACAGGCUUUGUGGAUAUACUGUCAUUAUGGACACUUUUCUUUUACCCGCCAUGAAAGUUUGGCGCAGACUUUGAGCUGGCUCGAACAAGUCAUACUUGCUCGGCUGUAUAGAAAUCUGUAAAAGCUGAAUGGCUCUUUGUCAGUCUGUUGGAAAGGAGGAGCAUCAGCCCUUAAGAGUAUGCUUAAGUAUCCCACCUGAAGCCAUUCACCUAAAAUCAGUCAGAGUAGUUCAUCUGUGUUCCUCAUUCUGCUGUUCCGCAUUUUUCCUUUUCUUUCAAAAACGAAGGCUGAGAGAAGUUCAGGUGCUUUGUCUCCGCUGACACAGAACCUACAGUAUAUACUCAUUUUUUUGUAAGUCCAUUAACUCUCGGCCAUAUGAGGGAUUGUUGACAGUUUUCCACCAUCUUAAAGUAACCUUGUUGUUGUUUGUAUGCAUGGUACCACUUUCGAGAUGCCCCUUUGGUCGCACCUGUUACGGGAAGACUUGCACUUUCUCUCUUUGUACUAUGCACUAAUAUUUAGUAUCCUGUUAACUCCGAUAGCCCCGGCCUCCCCCCCUCAAAAAAAGGAGUCUUACUUGAACUCAGCAAAGAUGGACCCUGCAAUGCUCACACGGUUGUGUAUAUGUAAAUAACACAAAACACAGAGAGUAACUGAAAUGCAUAAAUAGAUGACUACGUAAAAGUAAAUGAAUUAACUGAUGAUAAAGGCAAAGAAUGAAUAGAGAUUUAUCAGAUAUACAGAGCGAUAUAAUAAAAGGAUGCACCACAAGUCACAGUUUUUAUGGCACAGCAGUAUGUGCAAUACAUCACAUUGUGGAUUUGUUGUACCACAAAAGAGAAGUUUCACAAAACAAAGUGUUCUAUUUUACCCCGAUGUAUCAUGUAGAUGGAUUAAACUGGAGUUUAUAAAUUGUAUAAAAAAUGAAAAUAUGGUGUGUUAUUGGGAUCAGUUACCUCCAAUUGGUCUGUACAUGUAAACCUUUUUGUUUCCGUUUUCUGCUCCGAGUCAACAAGUGCUUUUUAUUUUCUUACAUUGGUUCUCGGAGCGCGUGAAAACUGAAAAACAGGUCUGUAUGGAUUUCUGUUCUUUAUCGACACAAGUUUCAUUUGUUACAAAUAAACUCAAGUGAAAAUGA
Molecule: messenger RNA, 9632 nt
Organism: Oreochromis aureus
Lineage: Eukaryota; Metazoa; Chordata; Actinopteri; Cichliformes; Cichlidae
Gene: ptprdb
Product: protein tyrosine phosphatase receptor type Db
Exons: 45
Coding region: 431-6265 (1944 amino acids)
Biological process (GO): protein dephosphorylation
Molecular function (GO): protein binding; protein tyrosine phosphatase activity
Source: RefSeq, a predicted model, not a curated record